Messenger RNA from Coffea eugenioides, 1200 nucleotides. Its product is annotated as probable transcription factor KAN4. Bases 1 to 1200 code for a protein of 399 amino acids. The transcript is spliced from 7 exons. Gene Ontology annotation, molecular function: transcription cis-regulatory region binding. Gene Ontology annotation, biological process: regulation of DNA-templated transcription; abaxial cell fate specification. Gene Ontology annotation, cellular component: nucleus. The record is from RefSeq and is a predicted model, not a curated record. Lineage: Eukaryota; Viridiplantae; Streptophyta; Magnoliopsida; Gentianales; Rubiaceae.
AUGGAUAUUUCGGCCUGCUGCUCCCCCGGAAGCCUCUUUCGUGAAAAAACAUUUAGGAUUAGGAAUAUUCUAAGUUCCAAGCUUGUCCUACCCCAUCGUCUUCUUAAUUUUUACACUUCAAAUCUGCUUACUAGCACGGACUCCAUGAGGAAUACAGGCUCUAGUUUCCCUGAUCUUUCUUUACAAAUCAGUCCACCAUCCUUGAGGAAUUAUGAUAUCAAAGAAGUAGGAUACGAUAUUGGAUUGAUGGUGAAAAGUUCUUAUCCUAGUGACCGUAGCUCGACCACUGAUUCCGGAAGCUGCGGAAGCGAUUUAAGCCAUGAAAAUGGUGGGUUUGAUCCAGAAAGGAGUUUAAGUUAUCCUUCUGUCGAUCCAACUUUGAGUCUAGGGUUCGACAUGGCUGUUUCCAAUCCUCUUCCCCUCCAACCUCCGAGAAAUUUCCAAGCGUGCCACCAUUAUCAACCUCAAAUAUACGGACGUGACUUCAAGAGAAAUUCAAGAAUGAUAAAUGGGCUUAAAAGAAGCGUUAGAGCUCCUCGAAUGCGAUGGACUUCAACUCUUCAUGCUCAUUUUGUUCACGCAGUUCAGCUCCUCGGUGGCCAUGAAAGAGCUACACCAAAAUCAGUGCUGGAGUUGAUGAACGUCAAGGAUCUAACCCUAGCUCAUGUCAAGAGUCAUUUGCAGAUGUAUAGAACAGUAAAGAGCACUGACAAAGGAGCAGCAGGACCAAUAGGGCAGACAGACGUGGUUUUGAGCCAAGGGACAGGGAUGGCUGAAGUUGAGAGCCUUGAAGCAGGCGUGGAACUGUCUUGUGAGAAGGCCGGUUCCAACCCUUCUGCAAAUUCAAUCAAUAUUUCACUACCAUCAUCAUCACCAUCACUACCAAUAACACUACACAAUGCUCAGAGACCUUCAUGUGAGUUGCCACCAAGGACAAAUAUAUGGUGCCACCCAAGUCAAGAAAAUUCAUUGAGAUGUUAUCAACAUGGAGACAAGGAUACAAAGGGUGCCGGAAUUGAUUCACUCCACCAUAUGUCCGGGAAAAUGGAGAAGAAGCUAGAUAGUAAUAGUACAAAUAGGUCAAUGUUGGCAUCUUCCGGCAUGCUGCUCAAUCUUGAGUUCACCCUCGGGAGGUCAAGCUGGCAACUGGACCACGACGCAAAUAAUACUACUGACUUGACCAUUAAUCUCAAAUGUUGA